AUGUCUGCGUCCGCGAGUGACGACUCUCGAUCGCUACCGCGGUCGCAGGCGGUAGCGGAGACUCCUGUGUCUAAUGCUUCCAUCGGGGAGCUAUUGCUUAAAUUGAGCGAUCAGCUAAGGGAGUCAGAGGCUAGGUUCACUGUUUUUGCGGGUGAGCAGCGACGCACUAAUUGCGAAUUAAACGAUAAAUUAAAUCUGCUUAAUAGCAUAGCGAGUAAUGUAGAGCGUAAUAGUCAGCGGAUUGCUGCGUUGGAGCAUCAAUGUACUGCUCUUGCAAAUGAAGUACGCAACCUGAAGUCUGAGCAUAGACCUGUAUCUGAUCAAUCUGAUAAUUCGCUCAUUCUUUCUGGUGUCCCAGCUACAAUGCCCAUCACUCCAAUGGCCUGCGCUCGCAACAUGUUUACGGCCCUUGAAAUUCCUGAACUGUCGUGCCAUAUCUUAGACGCAAGAAUCAUUCGCAAGACUCAAUCCGCGAUAGCUAGCGAUCGACCGUUGCCUGUUUCCGUAACCGACUCAAUUAUUGUUACUUUGACCUCGCGUGCGGCUCGUGAUACUGUCAUAACCAAGAAGCGUGUAAGACGUGCGCUUCUUCAGAGGGAAAUUUGCGGCAAUGACUCCGAUCGUGGUGUUUACGUGAAUGAGCUUCUCCCUAAGAAUACCUAUGAGUUGCUUAAGAUUACUAAAAGUAUUGCCAAAGAAAAAUCUUACAAGUAUGUUUGGGUUAGGGACGGCCAUAUUCGCGUUAGGCGUUCCGACGGUGAGCCGAUCGUUCACAUCGAAUCUGAAACUGAUUUGGAUAGGCUCAUUUGA
This is a messenger RNA of Monomorium pharaonis (pharaoh ant), 810 nucleotides long. RefSeq lists its product as uncharacterized. Lineage: Eukaryota; Metazoa; Arthropoda; Insecta; Hymenoptera; Formicidae. The record is from RefSeq and is a predicted model, not a curated record. Bases 1 to 810 code for a protein of 269 amino acids. The transcript has a single exon.